Molecule: messenger RNA, 9807 nt
Organism: Crotalus tigris (Tiger rattlesnake)
Lineage: Eukaryota; Metazoa; Chordata; Lepidosauria; Squamata; Viperidae
Gene: NFIB
Product: nuclear factor I B
Exons: 12
Coding region: 914-2611 (565 amino acids)
Biological process (GO): regulation of transcription by RNA polymerase II
Cellular component (GO): nucleus
Molecular function (GO): RNA polymerase II cis-regulatory region sequence-specific DNA binding; DNA-binding transcription factor activity, RNA polymerase II-specific
Source: RefSeq, a predicted model, not a curated record
GCCAGAGAAAGGCGCUCUCGGUAAAAUACCCUCCCCCUCUGCUGAACUUCCAGGUCUUGCAGAAACCAGUACGCCGAAGAAAGGGGAAAGAGUGUAAGGGGGGAGGAGGAGGAGGAGGAGGGGAGGAAACUAGAGAUUGAUCGUUUUGAAUUUUCAAGAGAUCAUUUUUAUUACAGUGGGCGUUUGAAAAGCAGGCUCUGAACAUUAUCCACAGAGAAAGGGGGUGGAGAGAGAGAGAGAGAGAGAGAGGCACAGGCUGCUGCUGCUGCGAAAGAAGCCCAGCGUUUGCGCGCUGCUGCGAGCUGUUUUUGCAGCCUUGGGGGACGCGCGCGCACACACUCCCGGGUUGGCGCUCUACUGCACAGGGCUGUUGCAAAGUUUCGCCUGCCAGGAUACGCCAGGAUUUUCCUGCUCCGCCGCUGCAACCUUGAACUUUGGCAACGUGGUUGAUAGUACCGUGGUGUAUCGCGCUAGCUGCUUUUCCAAAGCACUUGGAAAUCCGGGAGAAAGGAAAAAAAGCAACGCGAGGAAGGAAAAAAAAAAAAAUAUCCCGAACCCCCCCUUAACUCCCUGCAUUCCAUUCAACCCCCACCCCCAUUCCGCCUCCUUCUGUCCCAAUUCACCAGCAGCCACUGCAAACAGCAGCAAGAGUGAACCGCCGCCGAGAACAAGAGGGUUAAAAGUGUAGAUUGGAUUUCACCCCGGGAAAUCUAGUGCUCGGAGUGAACUUGAAUCUUUGGCUAUUUAAGGAGGACUAGAGCUGGCUGCGAAGUUGUGGCGAUUCAAAGCAGAGCUUGUUCCUGAUCCAUCUUUUCCUUUUUGGAAGCGUUAGAUGAUUGUAAAAUGAAUAGAUGAAGCCGUUGCGCUUUUGAUACUUUUCCUCUCAGCAGAAGUGCUAUCUCAGAGCGAAGUCAUGAUGUAUUCUCCCAUCUGUCUCACUCAGGAUGAAUUUCACCCAUUCAUUGAGGCACUUCUUCCACAUGUCCGUGCAAUUGCCUAUACGUGGUUCAACCUUCAGGCUCGAAAACGCAAGUACUUUAAAAAACACGAAAAGCGAAUGUCAAAAGAUGAAGAAAGAGCAGUUAAGGAUGAGUUACUUAGUGAAAAGCCAGAAAUUAAACAGAAGUGGGCAUCCAGGCUUCUCGCCAAAUUGCGCAAAGAUAUCCGCCAAGAAUAUCGAGAGGAUUUUGUGCUUACUGUUACUGGGAAGAAGCACCCAUGCUGUGUAUUAUCCAAUCCUGACCAGAAGGGCAAGAUUAGGAGAAUCGAUUGCCUUAGGCAAGCAGACAAAGUCUGGCGCCUGGAUCUAGUCAUGGUGAUCCUUUUUAAAGGUAUCCCCCUGGAAAGUACCGAUGGAGAACGGCUCAUGAAAUCCCCCCAUUGCACAAAUCCAGCACUUUGCGUUCAGCCACAUCACAUAACAGUAUCAGUCAAGGAGCUUGAUUUGUUUCUGGCAUACUAUGUGCAGGAUCAAGAUUCUGGACAAUCAGAAAGUCCAAGCCACAAUGAUCCUGCCAAGAACCCACCAGUAUAUCUUGAGGAUAGUUUUGUAAAAUCUGGAGUCUUUAAUGUAUCUGAACUUGUGCGGGUGUCUAGAACACCUAUAACCCAGGGAGCUGGAGUAAACUUCCCCAUUGGAGAACUUCCAGGUCAACCAUACUAUCAUGACAUGAACUCAAGUGUUAACUUACAGCGAUCGCUAUCCUCUCCACCAACCAGUAAGAGACCCAAAACUAUAUCCAUAGAUGAGAAUAUGGAACCAAGUCCAACAGGAGAUUUUUAUCCUUCCCCAAAUUCACCAGCUGCUGGUAGUAGGACAUGGCAUGAAAGAGAUCAAGAUAUGUCUUCUCCUACAAUGAAGAAACCUGAAAAGCCUUUGUUUAGCACUACAUCUCCUCAGGAUUCUUCACCAAGACUGACUUUCCAGCAUCAUCAUCCAGGAAUCCCAGGAGUUGCACACAGUGUCAUCUCAACUAGAACUCCACCUCCACCUUCACCAUUGCCAUUUCCACCACAAGCUAUUCUUCCUCCUGCCCCAUCUAGCUAUUUCUCUCAUCCAACUAUCCGAUAUCCUCCUCACCUGAAUCCUCAGGAUACUUUGAAGAAUUAUUCUUAUGACCCGUCCAGUCCACAAACCAGCCAGCCUAACAGCAGUGGUCAAGUAGUAGGGAAAAUGCCUGGCCAUUUUACUCCAGUUUUGGCACCCUCUCCCCAUCACAGUACGAUGAGACCUGUGACCCUGACUAUGACAGACACUAAGCCCAUCACUACAUCCACUGAAGGUGAGGCAUCUUCACCUACAGCAACCACCUAUACAGCUUCAGGUACAUCCCAAGCCAAUCGAUAUGUGGGACUAAGUCCAAGAGACCCUUCCUUCCUACACCAGCAACAGCUGAGGAUAUGUGACUGGACCAUGAAUCAAAACGGCAGGCAUUUAUACCCCAGUGCCAAUGAGGAUACAUUGGGAAUUACUUGGCAAAGUCCUGGUACCUGGGCUAGCUUGGUCCCCUUUCAAGUAUCAAACAGGACAUCAAUUCUGCCCACAAAUGUCCAAAAUUAUGGUUUGAACAUAAUUGGAGAGCCUUUUCUUCAAGCAGAAACAAGCAACUGAGGGAGAUUGAAACUGAACAAAUACUAUAAAAGAAAGGAAGAUGGGACAAAAAGCAAAGAAGAAACUGAAGAAAGAAGAAACAUAAACCAGCAAUUGCAGCACUUACAAUCAUUAAUUCCCUUAAGAUUGAAACCGUAAUGGCAAAACAACAACAACAACAAAAAAAAACGGGAUUGGGGGAGAGGAUCGAUGAUAUUUCACUGAUGCGUGGAAAGAUGCUCCUCCUGAGUAGCCUUUGUUCUAUGAAAUCCACUGGGAAAUAGAUGUUCUGUCUCUGACAAUAUAUUUUAACUGACUUUCUAGAUGCCUUAAUAUUUGCAUGAUAAGCUAGUUUAUUGGUUUAGUAUUCUUGUUGUUUACGCAUGGGAUCACUAUUCCUAGUUAGCUCUCAAAACAAAGGCUAGGAGGCAUCCACAGAACUGCAGGAGAAGGAAGGCCAGAAGCCAUUUUUUUCCCUCAGCAGUCUGAUUUCUAAAAGAUUUUUCAAAGAAAAAGAAACAAAUUCAGCUUUUAGUUGUCAACCCCAAUUUAUUUAACUUAGGUCCUUAACCCAGUCUUUUCUUAGUGUGUUAUCCAGUUUAAAUUUUUCAGGAAGUCGUUUAAAUAAGCAGGCAUUCUAUAAAAUCAAUGCCUUACUUUGGGUAAAAGAAAGUGUUAUCGUCUCAAAUGACAGUUUAAAAAACCUGAGAAAGACACUAAAAUAAUUCCCCAUGCUAAUGAAAACAUUAGAGGCAAGUGCAAUUUAAAACCUGUAUCUAAAGGGGAUAAUUGUUAUAAGUCCUUUACCCCUUGGACUCUAAAUCGAGGGGAUUAAAAGACAAGAUAAGUUUCAAAAGUAUUCGAACAAAUGUAUUUUUCCCUCACUUUUGAAAGGGAGGGGUCAUUAAAAGGCAUUAACUAAAUCAAGACAAAUCAUUUACUUGAGAAAAAGAUAUUAAUUGAAACACAGCACUUAAAGUUGAUUUAGCUUCUGCCUCCUUUGAGGUAUCUUAUUUAUUUAAAGUUACUGGUUGGAUCAAGAACCCAUAAAUAAUGGAAAAGGUUCUCUAGAACCUUCAUGAGAGAGACAGAGAGAGGUAAAUCCAUGUCACAGGGGCAUAGCUUCUGGUUUACAAAUGGGAAUGAUAGAUUGUCAGGUUGUGGGAAGGGGAUCUGAAAUAUAUUUUUUAAAAAUGCACUCUUUAAAAAGCAUAAUGACAGGGUGCUGAAAACUUGCAUGGUGCUCUCAGAAAUUAGCCUUGUUUGACAGAUUUCUCAUAUACACAAUUUUGUGCAUGGGCAUUUUGCCUCUAUGUCUCUAUAAAAGAAUAAUUUAAAACUACUCUAUCCAGUAAUCCUAAUUUGCACGAAGUUAUAAUGUCCACAUAACGUGCCUUGCCUUGAAAUCUAAAAAAGUGACAUCACUACACUUAUUUUGCUGCAUUUAUUAUCAUUUUAAAUCUGUAUCAUUUUUAUGACAAAAUAUUUUGUACUCCAGAUGGGAAAACAACAACAAAAGUGACAUCAUGGAUUUUUUAAGCAGUUAUAACUUUAUCUCACAUUUAUAAAGCAUAUCAUGGCUGUGUAUAGUUGCCGCUUAAAAAUUGUAAUCGACCAGCAAUAUUUUCAGUAUUUUGGUGUUUUUUCUAUUAAUCUUUCAUGUUUUUUCAUCUUCCAAUUAAUAUUGGGGGGAGGGGAUUCAAAUUUAUACGACUUAUGCAAUACCAAGUUUUGCCUAUGUAGGUAGUGCUUUUAGCUGUAUUGGUUAUUAUAGGUAAGUACACAGAUUUAAAAGACAAAAGAUUAAUGUAUGCUUUUUUGUUUGUUUGUUUGUUUUAAUUGACCAAAGUGGGUACUGCUAUUUUUGCAGUGUGAUGAGGUCCUUUUUGUGUACUAAGAGAUGGACGGGAUUUUUUUAAAAACUACAUACAUAUAUCUAUAUAUUCUGGGGUGGGUGGGGAGGAUUUUUAACACUUGACAGUGUAGCUGUGAAGCAGAGCAUUGGCUGGGUGAAGGCUACAAAGCAACUCUUCUUCCUACUGUGAUGUAAAAACAAAAAACCUAAAAAGGUAUUUUCUUUUAAACUUUCCACCUGGGGUGCAAGCUGAAAUCAUUUCUGGUUUGAAAACAGGCAUAAUAAUAAUGAAAAGUAAAUCAGAAUGGAUUUUAUUGCAGGCAGACCUGAUUUGAGAAAGAAAUAUCUACUUAAAAAAAAAUAUCUCAAGACCCACAGAGAUCAAAAGCCCUGUAAAAUUUUGCAAGUUAGACAUCCAUCAUAUGAAAGCCCAGUUUGAGAUUUAAAAAAUCACAUAGCAUAUACUACCAAAACAGUACAUGCUAUGUAACAAAACAUUUUCCAAAGAUGCUAAUUGUAUACUAAAUAUUGAAUUGGAUUCAGUAUUCAUUUUCUAAUUGUAUACUAAAUAUUGAAUUGGAUUCAGUAUUCAUUGGGAAUUCCAUGAUACUGUUGUAUCCUUUGUCCUCUUACAAGAAAUGAGAUUCUGCCUCCCUUUUCUGCAUUCCCCAAUGUCACUGAUUUCCAUUGUAAGAGGUCAGGUGGCAGUGAAGGACUGGAUUAGUCAAUGACUAAUCUGUCAGUGGAUUGUCUUGCUGGAUCAGAUCCAUUCUAUAACCCUUCUCCCAUAUAGAUCUAUGCUUCUAUAUGUCAGUUCAAAUCGCCAAGCACAAAAAUGCACACAUACCAUGUCUUUGUGGACAACCUGGAUAGAUAUUAAAAUUAGUAAUAUAGAAAACUAUCGGAUCUGAUGGCUUAAUUAUAAAGGUUUUCUUCUCUGGAUAAAGGGUGAUUCUAUGGGAUCACAGCCCCCUUGCACAAAACUAGCACUAUUAAAUUGUUUAUUUCCACACUGUGUUUCUAGUACUGACAAGAACACAAGAGUAGUCAGUCUUAUUUUUAUGUUUUUGCAAAGACUAGCUCUUUUCUAAAUAACUAGUUGUAAAGUUUAGAUUAGGUAAAAAUGAAAAUGAUGUCUUACAAUCUUUUUUUUUUAAAUAACACUUUAUGGAGACAUGGUAUAUUUGUCUGGAUUCUAAUUGAGAGAAUGCACAGCAGUGAAAGAAAACCAACCAGCCAACAUAAUCCCAUGCUGUCUCCAGAAUAGAAAUGAAUGUAAGUGUAUGUCCAAUGUUAGUAUUCCUAAGUGGCAUGGAUGUAGGUAUUUUGUCCUUGGAGUCUGUACUGAAAAUACAAACUAAAACCCAAGGAAGUGCUCAGUCUCUUUGUAAACUAACAGACAAUUUUUAUUUGCCUUUAGUUUCAGCAAACAUAAAUUGAUAGGCAAUUCAUACACCUUUAUAAAUUCAGGUGAACUUUCACUUUUUUUUUCAGAGCAGUAUUUCAGAACACUUCUCCCAACUAGAAAUAAGCAGUGCUUAGGGUUGCCCCAUAAAAUAAUAAAAAUAAUCCCGAUCUUCUGUUUUGACCAUGGCCUUUUGUGCUAGGUGCAAUAUGUCAAUCAAUUUCCACCUGCAUUGCCACUGAAUUAGUUGAUAUUUUAUUAGGUGCAGCCUUCUUUAAAAUGGUGCUGAAAAUUAUUGAUGCUGAAAGAGAAUCAAAUUCCCUUUCAGGUUCGACCCACACCAAUAAAUGCCUUUUUGAGAAAGUUGCUUCUGUAAAGUCUGAGGGCAGUUGUAAAGCUCUAGGAUUGUUGGUAAGGUUUGUAUUUAGCUAAAGUAAGAAUGAAACCAACUAUAUGUUAGCUCUUUUUCUGAGCCCCUUUGUAAGUGAAUUAAUUCACUAAAUAUAUGACCGUUAGGAAGAACUGAAAUGUACAAACACUGAAAGUUGGUGGCCCACAAAAUGAUGCACUGUUCUUUCAGUUUAUCCUUUAAUGAAGGACAAUUUCAUUAAAAAUGGCUGGAGUGCAGCAGCCACUUAAUCCAGAAAUAAUUUAUUUUAUUUGGAAUACUGAAAUCAAGAUGAAUUCAGACUUUAAAGUGCAAUAGUAUAAUGGACAAGCGGAAUUUGAUAGAGAAUAGUUGCAACUCAAUUUCAUAAUAAUCUUGACCUAAUGAAUACAUCAAUCAAAUGGAUGGGGUUUUUUUUCAUAAAAGGAAAAUAUUUAUAAAAAGGCUAUCUUGCUAUUUUGGAUCCACUUUCUUGACAUUGAAUUACUUGAUCAUUUGGGCCAUAAUUCUGACAAAAUUUUCAGGUUAAUGCUCUCUGUGGGUUUUUCUGCCUCUCUUUAUAAUCAAAAGAUCUAUUGUUAUCCACAUCUACACUUCUCUCAGAGCUGAGAAUUCCAGUGCAGAACGAAGUGUUACAAACUCUAAAUCUAAUCUAACCCCCUCCUUGAUCAGGAAGUAUAUUCUGACAAAAUCAAGUCACCCCGUUCUAUGUGCACUGUUCUGCCUUUUUUCAAUUGCUUUGCAGCCUUUACCCUUUGGCAGUGUCACUGAAGUGUAUUUUCCCCUAGAAUGACAUGAACAGUUGAGGCUUGACUAAGGAAAAAAAGGCAGUGAAGGAGACUGUACAUAGACAUGGCAAAAUAUUAAAUAUAGCAAUAUAGUUGUGUGUUCAGGUGGGCAGCUCCAUUUAUAAUAUGUGAAUGAACCUGUGAAGCUGCAAUGAAGAGAAGAACAGAGGAUCUUCUUAAUGAACCCACCUAGCGUGUAGACAGUAAUUUGUACACUGUAUAGUUUUGUUAAGAUUUUUUUUUAAAGCACCCUCGUUUGUAAAGCUAAUUUUUAGCAAUUAUAAUGGAAAUGGAUGUCAUUUCCACUUCUAACGUAAACAAGAAUCUUCCUUGUUUGGAAACUGGACUUGGGUUAAAACUCUCCAGUUUCUUAAUUUAUGUAUUAAAACAAACAAAAAAAUAUUCUGUCCAUGUUAACGAGAUAUUUCACUAUGCUUGAAAAGCAUAGGUUACUGAUCCUUUUAAAAGAAAUUGUAAAUGGAGAAAAGUUAUAUUUUAUGAAGGUUAUUUUGUUGUAUUUAGUAUUGGAAAGUUGGGUUUUGGAGCAUUUCAGAAUGUUGGAAGCACCACUGUCUUUUUUUAUUAGUAUAUAUGGCCUUUAGCAAAAAUGUUGUGAUUGUUACAUGAUGGUAUUUAAGAGCAGGUUCACAGAGCAUCCAGGAGAGAAUUUCAGUGAAAGAAAAAUGAAAACAGUACUUACGUCUCAUCUAGCAGUGUCCUCAGGGAGCAAAAAUUUGGAUUUGCAAUUAGGAGCUUCGUAAGGACUUACUGAAUGAGAUUGCACAAGGAUAUACUGAGCUCUGUCAACAGUGUGUGUCCUGUAUCUAAGUCAUUCUAAAUUUUGUAUACUGUGUGAGAUUGUGAAGACUGCAUCCCACAUUUGAUGUACAGUAUUCACCCUUGACAAAAAAAAAAAAAAAAAAUCUUUACACACGUGCUGGCAGUAAUGCCUCCAGCAUGACAUUGAUUCUAGUUUACAUGUUCCUGCCAAGGUCUUUUGUUAACAUUUGCCAGCUGCAUGCUUCCUAGGCUUUUAUUUUUUUAUUGGGUUUCUAUAAAAGAUGCUAAACGAAAAACAAUGCAGGCAAAUAAUGUUGAACAGAGAAAGCUCAAAAUUGAAUGUCCUACUCCAUGGGGAAGGAGCUGAAACCUGCCUCCUUCAUAUUUGCACUUUCUGAAAGUUCCCCUGUUUUUUUUCUAUCUCCUCAAAACGUCUCGUGGGUGUGUUGGAGCCCCACAGUCAGAGGAUAACACGGACCACUGGGUUUGCCCUUUGACCCAGCACAAUGACCCUUGCAUCAGCCAAACCUAUUGCCAUGACAACUCUUGUACUGUUUCCAUGCCACAGCUCUAUUGGUCACAUUUGUUAAUAGCAAAGGGGACAAAGCAGGAGACGGUCAAUUUAUACAUUUUUGUUGCAAUUUUUUUUCCUCAAUGGUUGUAAGUAGUUUUUUUAUAUAUAUAAUAAAAGGGUUCACUAGUUAUUACUCCUUAGGAUUAUCUGUGUGUUGCAAUUAAAAUGUAUGUUGACUUUGUGAAAGGAGCUUCAGUGGCACUCGCCACCCUCCACGCUCAUUCAGGCCUCCGUUGCAUUUAGUGCUCAAAAUCUUUCCAGGAAGACCCAGAACAAACGCAGCAAGCAAAAAGCGACGGAUGGCAGCGAGAGCCAGUGCCACUGAAUCCAGUCUUUGUAUUACUGUAUUUUUGACAGAAUGGUUUUGAAAACUGUGCUACAGGGACUGAUGUGGCAAAAUAUGUAUCUAUAUGCAGAAGGACUUUUUUAAAAAUAAAAAAAGAAGUAUGGCUUAUUAUGCAUUCUUCAUAGAGGGCAUUGAAGUUGCAUGGACUCAUGAAAAGUUGAUGCAAAAUGAGAGAGAGAGAGAGACAAAAAAAACCAGCAAAAAAAAAUGUUUACCAAAAAGAAAAAAAAGUGAGAGAAAUUUUUAAAAAAAUGACCAGUGCCUGUUCAGUUUCACAGUCUCUGUUGAGUUCAGUUGUAAAUAUGUUUCAGAUAACAUCUACUUCAAAAAAAAAAUUAAAAAUAGAAAAUUACACCAUUGUAGAAUGUGAGGGGUGACAUUUUCCCAGGCUUAGACUUCUCAAGAACUACAUUAGAUUGUCUUCAUCAAGCUGUUAAUUUGUGCUUAUAUCAUAUAGGACUUUAGUGAACUGGGAAGAAGCACCCCAAUCUCAACGAUAAUUCUCUAAGAACAAUUUUUGUAGGGCUGUGUGUUUCUUUAGAUACAUUUAGUGCAACUGUAGGUGACAAGUAGUCAGUUAUUGCUUGCUAGCUACACACCAGGGUUGAUCCAUUUUAAAACUUCUGGCAUGGUCUAUCCUUCUCCACUUCUCCCCAGAGCCAGAGGUCCCCAAUACGUUAGAUGUACUUCCGUUGGCUUUGUUUUUAAACGCAUGCAGAAUUUUGGUGUAAUGAUAAAUUUACCCAUAGGAUGCAUAUAUACUCUGCAGUUUUCACUUUUACAAAAUUGGGACCUCCGGUCAUCAGACUCUUUUUGGGCCCAGAAGGCUUGCAAGAAGAGGUUCUGGGGAGAAGAACUCUGCUUAUUUGCAGGACAGACAUGUUCUUUGGAGUACUUUUCAUUAGGUUACAAAGCUCAGCUGCCACAAGUUUUAAACUGGUGUAAAUCAAGCUUGAGUUAAUGUGAUUUACUGUUAUAUCCAGCCUAUACUGCUAGCAGCUGCUCAUACUGCAGUCAAUUACUGGAAGCAGAUAUAUUUCCUAUGCAAAACUGUUUAAACAAUAAAAUGAGCUAUGCUACA